GCCUGCGUUUGUUUGGACAGGACAGGGCCACUCAGAAGUUUUCAUGUCAUGAAAACUCCCAGGGCAGAGAACAUAUUUGAGGAGUUCAUUUUUGUAAAGAUUUUCUUUCUUUCUUUCUUUCUUCCCCCUCCCCUUCCAGCAUUUUGUUUAAGAGAAAAUGAGAUGUCUAUCUUCUGUUUCCUUAUUUUUUUUCAGGAAAGCGAAGGGUUGUUGACUUCCGCCCUCUCCCCUCCCUUCCUUCCUUCUUCCCGAAGGUACUCAUCUGAGAAAAAGAGAACGGAGUAUUGUUCCUGUUCUCCUUCUUAAGUCAUUUGAAACACUGUCCCUGCGAGUUCUUUAAGUUCCCUGCAAUCGGUACACAAGAGAAAGAGGGAGAGAGAGAGGGAAAGACAGAGACAUCCAGAGACCAGGUAAAGCGGUGGGGGCUGCUGCCUCUCAGUCCCAGGAGCUGGGAAACUACAGAGGAUGCAGAAGGCAGUGAAGAUGGUCAAAGAUGAGGACCGGCCCCUCAACGCUGCUCCGAAAAGCAUCCCCUCCUUUCCCCACUGCCUACAGCCCGAGGCUUCCCGAGGGAAGGCUCCCCAAAGACACCCCUUCCCGGAAGCCCUCCGGGGCCCCUUUUCCCAGUUUCGAUAUGAACCUUCUCCAGGAGACCUUGAUGGAUUCCCGGAAGUCUUCGAGGGAGGAGGGUCCCGGAAACGGAAGAGCAUGCCCACAAAGGUGUCUUACAAUCACCCAGCGGAAGAAGCCACGAUGGCUCAGGAGAGCAAGAAUCUGGCUCCUCCGGACCUCGCUCUGCUUUUCCCGCAGCCACAGCGCCCCAAGUGCGACUCCCAGAUGAUUGACCUGUGCAACGUGGGCUUGCAGUUCUACCGCACCCUGGAGCACCUGGGGGGCAAAGCCAUCAAGCAGGAGCCGGUGAAACCCAGCGCCAUGUGGCCCCAGCCCACGCCCCCUGCCUUCCUGCCUGCGCCUUACCCUUACUACCCCAAAGUCCACCCGGGACUCAUGUUUCCCUUCUUCGUGCCCUCGACCUCACCCUUCCCCUUCAGCAGGCACACCUUCCUGCCCAAGCAGCCAACCGAGCCAGUGUUACCCCGCAAAGUGGAGCCCCUGGAGAGUGAGGAGACGAAGCAGAAGGUGGAGAGGGUGGAUGUGAACGUCCAGAUCGAUGACAGCUACUACGUGGAUGUGGGUGGGGCUCAGAAGCGCUGGCAGUGCCCCACCUGUGACAAGUCCUACACCUCCAAGUACAACCUGGUGACCCACAUCCUGGGCCACAGCGGGAUCAAGCCGCACGCGUGCUCCCGCUGCGGGAAACUCUUCAAGCAGCUCAGCCAUCUGCACACCCACAUGCUGACACACCAGGGCACGCGACCCCACAAAUGCCAGGUGUGCCACAAGGCAUUCACCCAGACCAGCCAUCUGAAGCGCCACAUGAUGCAGCACAGCGAGGUGAAGCCGCACAACUGUCGCGUGUGCAGUCGGGGCUUUGCCUACCCUAGCGAGCUCAAGGCCCACGAGGCCAAACACGCCAGCGGGCGCGAGAACAUUUGUGUGGAGUGCGGCCUCGACUUCCCCACCUUGGCUCAGCUGAAAAGGCACCUCACUACGCAUCGGGGCCCCAUCCAGUACAACUGCUCCGAGUGCGACAAGACCUUCCAGUACCCGAGUCAGCUGCAGAAUCACAUGAUGAAACAUAAGGAUAUCCGUCCCUACAUCUGCUCCGAGUGUGGCAUGGAGUUCGUGCAGCCCCAUCACCUCAAGCAACACUCACUCACCCACAAGGGUGUGAAGGAACACAAGUGUGGAAUCUGUGGGCGUGAGUUCACGCUGCUGGCCAACAUGAAGAGACACGUAUUGAUCCACACCAACAUCCGUGCCUACCAGUGUCACCUCUGCUACAAGAGCUUCGUGCAGAAGCAGACCCUCAAGGCGCACAUGAUCGUCCACUCGGAUGUGAAGCCUUUCAAAUGCAAGCUGUGUGGGAAGGAAUUCAACAGGAUGCACAACCUGAUGGGCCACCUGCACCUGCACUCGGACAGCAAGCCCUUCAAGUGUCUCUACUGUCCCAGCAAGUUCACGCUGAAGGGGAACCUGACACGCCACAUGAAGGUCAAGCAUGGAGUGAUGGAGCGAGGCCUCCACUCGCAAGGUCUGGGUAGGGGACGACUCGUCCUUGCGCAGUCCACUGGUGUGCUGAGGAAUCUGGAGCAGGAGGAGCCGUUUGACCUCUCUCAGAAGCGCAGUGCGAAGGGGCCGAUGUUCCAGUCCGACGUGGACAGCACACAGGGCUGCCUCUGCCAGGAGGGGGACGAGGGGGAGGCCGGUGAAGAGGACAACUGCUACGAAGUGGAGCCCUAUAGUCCCAGCCUGGCCCGGGAGAGCCAGCAGGUCUGCACGCCCGAGGAUCUGUCCACCAAGCAGGAGCAGGCCCUGCAGAGCCCCGGAGAAGGAUGCAGGGAUCCGGAUGCUCUGGAAGAGCAGCAGGAGGACAGUAGAGAGGACCACGAGGAGGGCAGAGACAUGGACGACUGCACCAUCAGAGACGAGCGCCUGGGCAGCGGGCUGGUGCAAAGUGGCGAGCAGGGCCCCUCGUUUUCUGAUUAUUUAUACUUCAAGCACAGAGAUGAAGGUCUAAAAGAAUUACUGGAGAGGAAAAUGGAAAAGCAAGCAGUCCUUUUGGGUAUCUAAGUGAAUGGCUUUAAAAUUACAUUUGGAAACGAAUAUCUAAGCAGUUCAACUAUAUAGCUUUCCAUGGGAACUGUCAUUUGCUGCAGAGGGGAGAGUGGUGCCAAUCUUUACAAAUGGCUCAGACUAGAUGCAUGGGUAACGCACACGCUUCUCAGGUCGGUCCUUGGGCACUUGGCAACUUCAUAUGUGUGCAGAGGGCCUUUGGUCGUUUUACACAUCACCCACAUGAUGAACUGUGCAUUCUUCCAGAUAUCUAACUGCAAGCUGAACCUCAAGGUGCUUUUAGACACUUGUCUCCUAACAUGCAGUGAUGCAAACAGCUUUCUAGUUGCAAGACUGUGGUGCUCGUGUUAUCUUAAUUAGUGACUUAUUUAGUGGCAUUUAUGAAGGUUACAGUAUCAUAGAUGUAAAUAUUAGUAGCUGUAUAUAUAAAAAUUUAGCCUCUAUCAAAUAAUAGAAACACAGGAAGUGAUGUAAGAGAGAUGAGCUGUUUGGAAGGCUCAAGGAGUUCCUGCAAACGUGAGGUUGGGUUUCAGAAGAAGAUGAUGCAUUUUGACUAAGACAGAACCAGAUAAUGCUCACACACCUGGUUGUUAUCCUCUCUUCUGCUUCAGUUUUAUUGGUCAAUGGGACAUUUGGGGCACCCCUGAAGGCAUCUGAAUAACGCUUGGGGGUCCCAGCUCUUUAGACCCAACCCCUCCGCAAGAAGAGAUCCCUCACCUUGCUCUGGGCCUCAUGCCCCAUGAUGCAACUGAAAGGAGAAUUUCCUUUCAGAGUGAGCAGUGGAACUUGGGCUAUGAAAUGGGGUUCAAGGCUGCUCCCUGAAACAAACUCUGACUUAUUUAGGUAGAGGAGUGAUUGCCGGCUCAUCGCCAUAGGCAAGACCUGAGCUAUAUCCUCUGAGAGCUGGUAGCAUGUGAGACUGAUCCGGCAGAUCCUUUAGAAAACACUGAUGCAGCUAAGCACGGUAGCUCACAACUGUAAUUCCAGCACUAGGGAGGCUGAGGCAGGAGGAUGGCCUGGUGUUUGAAACCAGCCUGGAUUACAAGGUCAAACUUUCUCUUAAAGACAAAAGAUAGAGAAGUAAGUGAAGCCCUGUGAGGUUCUGGGUUAAUCCGCCUGGAGUGGGGCCCACCACUGGGAGUUUCCAAAUCACCUCUAGGUGCCUCUUGAAAAAGAAGCGCACCGGUCUCAGGUAGUCCUCACCCAGUUCUGUCUCCUGGGACUUCCCACUGUUCAGACAUAGCUUUGAUUCUGUCUUUAGAUGAAAUUUUAGUGAAAUGGCAGACAGGAGACCUGGAACUACAGUGCUGACUUAGGUCUUCAUUCUUGUUCUGUCAUCCUCCCAAGGAUACAUACCCACACACACACCAUACAUAUACACAUACCACAUACAACACUCAUAUCCGGCCAUCACACCACACAUACACCAUAUACACAUUGUACAUGCAUAUACCAUACAUACACACCACACAACUACUGCACACAUACACACAUACCAUACACACACACUGUACACAUGUACACACAUAAUACCAUAAACACAAACCACACAGACACACCUAUACACCAUACACACACCAUACAUACACACCAUACAUAUACACACACACUCAUACACACACACACUCUCUCUCUCACACACACACAUACACACACAUGUCCACACACUGCAAAUAUACGUGUGUGUGUGUGUGUGUGUGUGUGUGUGUACUAGAAGACAAUGUCUGUGAUGUUUGUAGCUACUUAGUGUGUUGAAAGAUUCACAGCUAGCCUAUGAUGACUCUUACUCGUACCCAGAUGUGUCAACUGCUGUUGCAGCGUACUGUGAGAAUUAUGAUGGAUAUGCUGGGCUUAGUGGGCUGGCCUUCUUAGAUCCUGCUGCCAUGGAAAGCAGUGCUGCAUGGGGCUGUGCUCAUGUCACUGACUCAUGGUAGGUUCUAGACGGUGUCUCUGUAAAACUUGCCUUCUGGUUGACAGUGUCAACAUUCUUGGUUAAGUCAGGUUCUGGGACCACCUUGCUUCCUCUCCUCCCAAAUUCCCAGUCCAUAUGUCUAAAAGACCCAGUCUAGGUCUUACCACUGGAUGUAGCUUUCCCUGCCCGCUGAGCUGCCUCUCCCGGAGGCUGGCCUGGUCUCCGCCAUUCACCCAUGUGUGUGGACAAGCUCUUAGCGUUACUCCUACUACGUCCUAAAAUUCCUUUCUUUGUCAUGACUACCCCAGUGAAGGACAAAAGGCUUUUGUGUUUCCUACUUCCAGCUGUGCUCAUCUCUGGGUCAUAACACCUGCAAAAAUGAUGGAUGGUGGGGAGAUUUCCCUGGGUUUCUAUGGUCACCAGAGCAACUCAGGACAAAGAAUUGUUGAGGUCUUCAGAUGGGCAAGAUCCCUUCUAUUCACUGUGAAUGGAGUUUUGUGGUGUCUUCGAUAAAAGUGUUUGGGAAGCUUCGUCCAUGAAUACAGGAUUGAGGCGCAUGUGCUGUGUCUGAUCACAGUCACACACAUUUCCAAGCACUUCUGGGUGUCCUGCUGGAGUAGAAGGAACCAGGAAAACCUAGAGGAGUAGAAUGUAGUCAAUUCCAAACAAAUCUUGUAGGAAUGUUUGAAGAACCAGUUGUGUCAGAGAGAGAUUGUCUAGAUUGGUGGUUUGUGAAUGUCUUUUGAAGAGUUAGUUGUUCCAUCAUAGGCCCCUCCAGAGUUGGUAAAAAAGGAGAUAGCCAGCUCCCUGGCCCAUUCCACUCAAAGCAGUAGGCUUCUUCUGUACCACCACUCAUGUGUUAGCAUCCUGAGUGAGAUUUCAGGGAGAGAGAAGAAAGAUCCAGGGGAAACUGCAACAUAGCAUGGAGUAUGUCCCGGAGCCUGGCUCUGGCAUUUACUUCCCAGUGUGAAAGACUUACUAGGCUAUAACCUGAAGGACAACCCAACACUCACCCGCAUUUAAGGCCACCCCCAGGUUCAUGUGCAGAGGAGGUAACAUCCCUCAUUUACACAUUAUCCCAAUGAGGCCUUUAGAUUGGACCUUGGCUUCUCAAAAGCAUCCCAAGGAGUGAGAUCAGGUUCCUGGAGACUGGGAAAGGUGUGGCCAACCUUGAUCAGAUUAACUAAAUACAAAUCCUCAUGGAGCCCACCUCAGAAAACCAAAAAUAAAAUUAUCCAAAGUCACCAGCACUCCAAAGUCACACCCUUCAUUACUUUAUAUAAUUCUGAAAAGAGUCAAACCCAAGUGCUUCCCAGCCUUUGGACCACCAUCACUUUGACUUCCCAGCCUUUGGACCACCAUCACUUUGGCUUCCCAGCCUUUGGACCACCAUCACUUUGGCUUCCCAGCCUUUGGACCACCAUCACUUUGACUUCCCAGCCUUUGGACCACCAUCACUUUGGCUUCCCAGCCUUUGGACCACCAUCACUUUGACUGCUCAGUCUUUGGACCACCAUCACUUUGGCUUCCCAGGCUUUGGGCCAUCAUCACAUUGAACAGGCUAACCACCCAGCCUGGUGGCACAUUUGUCUCCUGCCAUUUUUACUCAGGCUUACGAUGGUCCUCCUUAGUUUAUUUGUAUCCCUCUUUCAUCCUUUUAUGUUUUUUUAAACUUGGAUAUUCCUUUGGCCAUUACAACUAAGCCAAUCUUUCCCUAGCCAAAACGAGCUAAUGGGUCUAUCUGGAUGUAAGCAGUUGCAGAAGAAAGCUCAAUCACUGUGUAUUCUGUAUUUAUUGAGCCCCAAAGACAUUCAAUAAAAUAUUAACAUUAUGCUUUGAA
Apodemus sylvaticus (European woodmouse) is the source of this 6449-nucleotide messenger RNA. RefSeq names its product zinc finger protein 366 (gene Znf366). Gene Ontology annotation, cellular component: nucleus. Bases 466 to 2694 code for a protein of 742 amino acids. Lineage: Eukaryota; Metazoa; Chordata; Mammalia; Rodentia; Muridae. The transcript is spliced from 5 exons. The record is from RefSeq and is a predicted model, not a curated record.